UUUCCCAUUUGUUGCAGCUAGGAGCAAACUUUAAACAGACACCCACACUAAGCUCUCAGACUCCCAGCUAAGGAAUUGUUUCCUUUUCACUCCUGAGUUUUUCAGAGGCACAGGAAUCCCACCAGCAAAGCAAGCAAACCCCUGAGUGACCUGCAGCCCUAUUAAGCACUAGAGGAUCACCCUGCUGCCUAGAACCUGCUGCCAGGCGGAGAACUCACUGGCUCCAUUACUUUCAUGCUGUUGGGUCACUGCUCAGAUCUACAAAACAGUGUGAGGAAGUUUGGUGCCAAGCCAAAAAGUAAGGUAAAUAAUCAGCACAGCAGGGCAGCACAGACUUUGAUACUGCCUAAAAAAGGAACUGCCGGUGAGAAAAAAAGGGAGGUGUAUAGAGACACGUUCCUAUCCCACAAUGUCCUGAAGGGACACGUUUGCUGACUAUCACAUUGUUUUCCCUUCGGGUGUCAAGCUACAGUUUCACAUUUUAACAGCUCUGGAUGACUGCUCUCACUUAUAAUGCUAAUUUCUUCAGAAUUCACUGGUUUUUGUUUGUUUUUACAAGGUAAACUGCUCCUUUCAGAAGGAUUAUUCAUUUUCUUGAAGCUUCAAGGAACUUUUUGUGCAUUUGCUUCAAUGUGAGGCUGACAGGUGUUCCUAAGGAAAACAUUUUUAUAUCUAUGUUUAUUUUUUUUUAAUUUGGUCAGACUUUUGUUCCUUUUUUUCUGUUUUUGAACAUCUUUGCUUAGAAGGAUUUAAAACUGCAACAGAUCUUUGAGGAGUUGAUCUAUUCAUCUUACUUUUACUUCCAAACUGGAGACAGAAAAGAAUCACAGAAUCAGAAAAGAGUUUGCUUUCCAUGGGAUUAUGAAGGAUCUACCCAGUGAUCAUCUGCCACCAAUGUUACCCAAACAGGCUCAGUGCUCUCUGGUGAAGGGUGCAGUUAUCAUGCUCUGCUGAGUUUGACUGUGAACUUGCAUAUCUCAAGUGGCAUUAGUAUCUGUGCUCCCCCUAUUCAUCCAAAUGAUCCUCUUAUUGUUACUUCUCAGAGUCCUCACGUGUACCCUGGACUUUCAGCCACAUGGAGUACAAGCUGAACCCAAUCUCAACAGCAAAUUUCAUUUUGGAAGUGCAAAGGAACAGAAUGGAGUGCAGGAUCAUCAGCAUGAGAAGAUUGUUUCAGUUUCAUUUAAUGGGUCAAUUCACAGUCCCAGGUUUCCCCAUUCAUACCCAAGAAGCACUGUGCUAGUGUGGAGAUUGGUAGCUGUGGAAGAACACUUAAGAAUACAACUGACAUUUGAUGAUAAAUUUGGGCUUGAAGACCCAGAAGGUGAUAUAUGCAAGUAUGAUUUUGUGGAGAUUGAAGACCCCAUUGAUGGGACAAAACUUGGACGCUGGUGUGGAUCUAGUGUAGUGCCCAGCAAGCAGAUAUCAAAAGGCAACCAGAUCAGGAUACGAUUUGUAUCAGAUGAGUACUUUCCUUCUGAACCAGGAUUCUGCAUCCAUUAUACUCUUCUCACCCCGCAACAAGCAGAACCAGUUGUCCCCUCAGUCCUCCCACCUUCAGCACUGCCAUUAGAUUUAUUAAGCGAGACUGUUGCUCGAUUUGGCACUGUGGAAGAGGUAAUGCAAUACCUUGAACCAGAUAGAUGGCAAUUGGACUUAGAAGAAUUGUACAGACCAUCAUGGCAAUUGCUUGGGAAAGCCUAUAUCCACGGCAGAAAAUCCAGAGUGCUUGACUUGAGUAUUAUGAGAGAUGAAGUGAGGUUGUACAGCUGCACGCCACGUAACUUUUCUGUGUCUAUACGGGAGGAGUUAAAAAGGACAGAUGCCAUAUUUUGGCCAAGCUGCCUCCUGGUGAAGCGAUGCGGGGGGAACUGCGGCUGCUGCAGCCUUGGUUGCGGUGAAUGCCAGUGCACUCCAACUAAAGUCAUCAAGAAGUACCACGAGGUUCUACAGGUAAAGCAAAGAACUGGUUUAAAAGCACUUCAGAAGUCACUGACAGACGUGGCUUUGGAGCACCAUGAAGAGUGCACUUGCCAAUGCAAGGGGAACACUGAAGGAUAAAUGGAGGAAUAAAUCAAUCAAUAUUGAAAGCACAUACAAGAUAUUGCUGUUUCUCCAGGGGAAUAGCUUACUUUUACACUGUAAACAUGGAAGUCUAUUUGUGGCUGCCAGUCUUGCAGAUGUGCAACUAUGUCAUGAUGAAAGGAGACGUUGGAUAAAACCUUCCAUUAACGUUUGGUCGGUCCAGACGCCACAUCAUUGAGAGGGUAUUAGUCAGUGUGGCUGCCCUUUAAUAUUACUGUACACAGAUGAAGCCCUACAUUAGGACAAGACAGUCAUAAUCUUAUAUAAAAAUGUCUACUGGACAGCUUUUGUGGAGCUCUGCUACAAGACUGACCACAGCACUGCAUAACAUCAUGGUGGAAAUAUAUUCUGUUCUUGAUGUCAGCUUUGAAAUCCGAGUGAAGACUAUUUGCAUGAUAUAAGCAUUUUUUUGUGUGGUGGGAGCAGUUACACCCAGUUUUUUAAGCGUGACUAAGGAAUGAGGUUUUCCCUCUAAAACCUCAUACAGUCAUUUUUAAUUGACCUUUCGUUUCUUCCUACAAUGUGCUUGGACCAAUGCAUUUAUUAGUCACAACCGAAGUAGACAGAUGCCUCAAUUCAGCUAAAGGCUUCUGUUGAAUUGUAUUUUUCAUUGUGUUACUUUUGUACAUUUUAUAUUCUUUCCAGUUAUAUCGAUUUGCUUUUCUAAUUGUGUUAAUUUUAUCUCUUUUUACAUAGAUAUUUAAUGUCCUGUCUUUUUAAAGCUUAAACAAACUUUUUGUGUAUUUCAUUAUUAUUUUCUUUUGUUUUAUCAAGCCCAGUUGAAUUAAGGUCAAGCUGCAGGAGUUGGGUAUUUGUAUAUGGUGCUAAAAAGUGAAGUAUCUAGGUUUUACAUUGAAAAAGGAAAUGGCCAAUGAAAUGGACAUAAUGGUACUGAGCUGCUACUGAACAAUCUUUAAUAUCUGCAUUCAAUGUAGUUUCUUUAAAAAAAAAAAAAGAAGAAUAUGAUGGGUUCUCAUCAAACUUCAACAUGUCUCCGAGAUGGUUUUAUUAUGAUCCUCCGCGGUGUCUUACACCCAAGUGCAAAAUCCUUAUCUACCAAGCAAAACCAUGAAAUCACCGUUGUUUGCCUAUUAACAAUUCACAUAUUAAAACUUUCUCCUUAAUAAAUAGAAUUAAAAAUUGCCUUACAUUUUCCUAUGCCUAUUUGUAGAGAUGUAUUUUUAUUUUUUUUUGCAAAUCUCAAUUUUAUUUUUCAGGAACAUGUACAUUUUUCUUUUUGUAUUUUACAUAUAUUUUCUGUACUUAGAGAAAAAAAUCUGUCAUAAAAAUAUUGCAUAUACAGGUUUACUAUGUUUCUCGUUAAAGUUGAGCAAUCAGUUAAGGAAAUAUAGCAAGAGAAUACUAUGAUUAGUAUCCACCUAGAAACCAAAACCCAUAGGUCUGGUGGGGAAAGGGGAGGGAAGAAAGCGUCUGUACAUGAGAUAUGGACCUAAAACUCGGUCACAGGAAACGUGCUUUAGAUGUAGGAGCUGUCUUUUGAAUUGAAAGAUUUUUUGGAUAAUUUUUUCCCCCCAGAUUUAAUCCAUACCUUAAAACUAGUACACUUGCCUUUACCAGGGGAGACUAUAUAAGGUUACUGCAGUGGUAUUGUUCAUAAUAAAGUUAAUCUUCUAUUUAUGUUUGGUUUGCAUCUUUGGUAACUGUAAUGUUGAGCAGAAAAUGUGGACAGUCAUAUGAUACGUGGUGCUUAUUCUUUCUUAAUGGGAACCUAUUAAAAUAAAGGAAUCCCAUUAAAAGUUGCCAGGAUGGUAAUAGGUUUGUAUAAUUGUCACUCUCUCUUACUUUCACUAGCCUCGACUUUAUCCAUGCACUAGAUGCCGCAGGAGAGCUAGUUCCAUAUCAUGUCCCAGAGACCAGGUCCACUCAUA
Messenger RNA from Hyla sarda, 3974 nucleotides. It is a transcript of the gene PDGFC, whose product is annotated as platelet derived growth factor C. NCBI's taxonomy places the organism in Eukaryota, Metazoa, Chordata, Amphibia, Anura, Hylidae. Gene Ontology annotation, cellular component: membrane. Gene Ontology annotation, molecular function: platelet-derived growth factor receptor binding; growth factor activity. The transcript has 6 exons. Gene Ontology annotation, biological process: platelet-derived growth factor receptor signaling pathway; positive regulation of protein autophosphorylation; positive regulation of cell migration. The coding region runs from base 1018 to 2061 and encodes 347 amino acids. The record is from RefSeq and is a predicted model, not a curated record.